Elaeis guineensis (African oil palm) is the source of this 2666-nucleotide messenger RNA. RefSeq names its product disease resistance protein RGA2. The record is from RefSeq and is a predicted model, not a curated record. NCBI's taxonomy places the organism in Eukaryota, Viridiplantae, Streptophyta, Magnoliopsida, Arecales, Arecaceae.
AACUGAUUCAGCUGUGGAUUGCCGAAGGUUUCAUCCAAACAUUGGAUGGUGAUAUGCGUGGAGAGGAAGUUGGCAACCGAUACUUCAACAGCUUGUUGUGGAGAUCCUUUUUUCAGAAUAUCGAGAAUGAUACGUCUGACAACAUAUGGUCGUGUAAGAUGCAUGACUUAGUCCAUGAUCUUGCAUGUUCUGUCGCCAGAGAUGAGUCCUGGAUCAUGACGGUGCACAUGGAGAGAAGCAUUCCGCCAGGAUGUCGCUAUUCGUCAGUUGUUUAUGACCAUACCAUGUCGUUAACAACUUUAAAGGCCGUUUUUGCAAGCAAGAAGUUGAGAUCACUUAUUUCAAUUAGUCAAUGGACUGCGUUUUUUCCUUUUGAAAAAUUUGUCUUCUAUGCGAUGUCAUCUCUUGCUCUUCUGCGCGCAUUAGAUCUAUCUGGACUUUGCAUCAAAGAGUUGCCCUGCACAAUUAGUAAAUUAAAGCAUCUUAGGCUCCUUGACUUGUCGAAUACUGCAAUUGAAGCUUUACCUGGCUCGAUUACGGACCUUCAUAACUUGCGGACUUUGAACCUCAAAUGUUGUUAUCUACUAAAAAGUUUGCCUGAGGGAAUCAGUAAUAUGAGCAGCCUCAGACACCUAGACAUCAGCGGAUGCGACACAUUUAUUUGCAUGCCCCGUUGGUUGGGCCGGUUGAGCAACCUCCAAACAAUGACCAUGUUCAUCGCGGGCAAAGAGCAGGGACGUAGUAUUUCCGAGUUGGAGCAGCUAAAUUUGGUCGGUGGUGAUCUAGAAAUCAACAGCCUUGCCAACGUACAAGAUCCAAUGGAAGCCACGAAAGCGAACUUGGCAACAAAGAUAAAGCUGCGUUCGUUGGAAUUGAUGUGGAGUAGGGUCUCAUACGAAGCAUUGGCAGCACCCCGUGUAGCAGUGGUGGAAGAAGUACUUGAGAGGCUCCAGCCUCACUCUAAUCUAAAAUGGCUAUUAAUAAUGUGCUAUCCAGGCAUCAGGUUCCCAACUUGGAUGACUGGAGUGGAGCUGGCAUCGUCACCGAUCCGCAAUCUAGUUGAAAUCACACUAAGCCAGCUCAAGAGAUGCGAGAGUCUUCCGGCGCUUGGUCACCUGCCGUUUCUUCGCUCAAUCCGUAUAUCUGACAUGAAUGCUAGAAAGAGAAUCGGAGUGGAGUUUUAUGGGAAUGGCGGCAUAUUUCCCUCACUGCGAUAUCUCCGUAUGCUAAGGCUGCCUGAAUUGGAGGAAUGGCCUCCAGAAGCAACGGCAACAGAUGAACGAGUGAUGCCAUUCCCUUGCCUUGAAACUUUUAGUCUAUAUGAAUGCCCCAAAUUGAAGGUAGCACCACGUGUCCCACCAUCAGUCGAGAAGGUUUCUAUCAUGGGUAAUCUUCCUCUAUUAUCAGCACUGAGCACUGGAGGAUUGUACAAAAUGAGAAGCUUGACUAUCAAGAAUUUUGAAGCGCUAUCGUUGUCGUCCGGGUGGGAGUUGAUGCAGGACCUUACCGCCCUUUCUACGUUGACGAUUUUUGAUGAAAGGGAGCUGACCUGUUUGCCCGAGGGCAUUUUGCAGCUACGCAUGCCCUCCCUCAAAAGCUUUCACUUGGAAUGUUGGAGCCUGAAGUCCAUGUCGGGAGAAGAGAGGGAUAAGCAACAGCAGCCUCCCACCUUCUUCAUGAACAUCCCAGAAAUAGAAAUAGUAAAUAAUUGGGAAUUGACUGCUCUACUGGAGUGGCUAGGAAGCCUCACCUCGCUCACAAGUUUAAGACUUCAUUGUUGCCUAAAACUGGCGAUGUUGCCCAAUAGGCUGCAAUGCCUCACAGCACUUGAAAAGCUGGAUAUCAUGUAUUGCCCCCAGCUGGAAAGGCGAUACGAGAGGGAGAGAGGCGAGGACUGGCCCAAAAUCGCUCACAUCCCACACAUCUUCAUCAGGCAAGCCUGAAAAAGGAUAGAAGAAAGAGAAGAAGAACAUAGCCAAAGAUCUAUUACUAGAUUAAUCAAAAGGUUAAGAUUAACGAACUGCACAAGCCAUGGUUGAUGCGGCAACAGCUAGCGCCAUCCGGUGAAAUUAUGAUUGGACGAUAUAACAGCUAACCUUCUUAGGCUGAGGUUAGUUCACAGCAAUGUGAGAAGCUGAUUGACCAACCUCACAACGUUCUGAAGACUUGGUUAGCAUGCUUGAAAACCUCCAAUUGAUCCAGAAACUGUAUAUGCUUUAUCGCGCUUGUCUUGGAAAUAUAAUGCCAAAAGAAGAGAAGCAAUGAUCAGCACAAGAAUGUAUAAUUCCAAGUUGAUGGGGGACAGGUGCACCUACUACUGGCAUCUGUCAGAGACAAGGGAUGCAAUGGAAUUGUAUGUUCCAAUGUGGUUCUUGCGAUCAACUCCUUAAUUGUAGAGGCACAGGCAAUGGUUUCGGUUUAUAUAGAUGGAGAUGGACUGUGCAAAGAAAAUAGAAAGUUCAAUGGUUUGUGGAGGUGUAUGUGCAAGGAAGCAGCAAGCUUGCAAGCACACUAAUUGCAUUCUGAUAACCUGGCAGUUUGCUUUUUGCUGUGUUAUCAUAAACUUGAGAAAAAUAUAUUUGUAUACUAUAAGUAAAGUGAAGGCUUGGUAGCAUUCUUUUGCAUUGUAAGAAAAAAUAUUUUGUGCAGUAAUAGUGACAGCUUAU